GUUGCUCCGUUACCUGGUAGAAAAGAGCAGCUAUGGAUAAACCUUAGUUCUGCUUGGCAUUUUUGCCGCUAAACCUCUUUCUCUCUCAUACACUCACAGAAGAUGUUAUCAUUGGACAUGCGAGCUUCAAUACCUAUCUCUAGGAACUGUUAUUUGUUCCCUCACCUCUCGGAAUCUCUCAAUUUCCCGUUCUCCUCGUCUCUUUCCGUCGCCCGCCACCGCCUCCGCCGUGUUAAUCUGCGGCCGCGGUAUUUUGCCCCAUUGCCCGCCAUCAAUUCCUCCGCGACCACAGAGAAUGCCGACUUUUUGUCGCCGGAUAUUGGGGAAAAUUGUGAAUACGAACAAGGCGUCGAACUUGAAUAUGAAGAAGAAUCCUCAUCCGACGGCGACGAGGUCGAGGAGAAUUUUGACGAACAAGAACUUGAGCUAGAGGCAAAACAGGCUCUGAAAGAGUUUUCUGAUUCUUUGUUGCGUGAGCUGAGAAUUGAAGAUGAAGUUUCCAAUCCAAAGGAAGCUCGGGGAAAGCAGAAGAGGGGAGCGAAUACCAGCAGUAGCAAUAUCCCUGAUCAUCUUCUUCCGAAGGUAGCAAUAGUUGGAAGGCCAAAUGUUGGUAAAUCAGCACUCUUUAAUCGUCUUGUUGGGGGCAACAAAGCCAUUGUAGUUGACGAACCAGGCGUUACCAGGGAUCGUUUGUAUGGCAGGUCAUUUUGGGGGGUCUAUGAGUUUAUGGUGGUGGAUACGGGAGGCGUACUUACAAUCUCGAAGUCUCAGAAUGACGUGAUGGAAGAACUUGCUAUAUCGACAACCAUUGGCAUGGAGGGUAUUCCUCUGGCCUCGAGGGAGGCUGCUGUUGCAAGGAUGCCUUCCAUGGUCGAGAGGCAAGCUGCAAUUGCUGUGGAGGAGUCAUCUGUCAUCAUAUUUCUUGUCGAUGGCCAGGCAGGUCUAACUGCAGCAGAUGUUGAAAUAGGGGAUUGGCUUCGUAAGAACUAUUCACACAAAUGUACCGUUCUUGCAGUAAACAAAUGUGAAUCUCCUCGUAAAGGAUUCAUGCAAGCAUCAGAGUUCUGGGCCUUGGGGUACUCACCCAUCCCAAUAUCUGCAAUAUCUGGGACUGGAACUGGGGAGCUUCUUGAUUCUGUCUGCUCACAAUUAAAAAGGAUAGAGGAGACAGAGAACGCUGAUGUGGAAGAAUAUGUUCCGGCCAUAGCCAUAGUUGGUCGUCCAAAUGUGGGAAAGAGUAGUAUUCUGAAUGCCUUAGUUGGAGAGGACAGGACGAUUGUAAGUCCAGUCAGUGGAACUACUCGUGAUGCUAUAGAUACAGAAUUUACCGGGUCGGAUGGCCAGAAAUUUCGUCUUAUAGAUACAGCUGGUAUCAGAAAGCGAGCAGCUGUAGCCUCAUCUGGUAGCACCACUGAGGCGCUCUCUGUUAACCGAGCUUUUCGUGCCGUUCGUCGCUCUGAUGUUGUGGCCCUUGUUAUCGAGGCCAUGGCCUGCAUCACAGAACAGGAUUUCAAGAUUGCUGAACAGAUAGAAAAAGAAGGGAAGGGUUGCCUGAUUGUUGUGAACAAAUGGGACACUAUCCCGAAUAAAAACCAGCAAACUACUAUGCACUAUGAGGACGACGUUAGAAGAAAGCUCCGAAUUCUAAACUGGGCACCUAUUGUGUACUCAACUGCAAUCAAAGGGCAUAACGUUGAGAAGAUCGCUGUGGCUGCUGGUAUGGUUGAAAAGGAGAGAUCCAGGAGGUUAUCAACAGCGACAUUGAACCAAGUUCUACGAGAAGCUGUUGCAUUCAAAUCACCUCCAAGAACUAGAGGCGGAAAAAGAGGCCGUGUUUAUUAUUGUACCCAGGCGGCUAUCAGACCACCCACUUUCGUGUUCUUUGUGAAUGAUUCUAAGCUUUUCCCUGAAACAUACCGGAGAUACAUGGAGAAGCAACUGAGAUCAAGUGCUGGGUUUACAGGCACACCAAUUCGACUUCUGUGGCGUAGCAGAAGAAAAUCGGAAAAAGAUGACGGGAAGGAUCCUUCUGCAAGGACACAAGUUUUAUCAGAAGUUGAAAGAAAGAAGGUUAUGAUACCAGUGAAUUCAUGAGCGAUUUCACGAUACUUGCACCUUACGGCAGAAUUUUGGAGAUGAUUACAUGACAGCUUGUGGAUCGUCGAGGUACUGUUUGUUCAAGUCAACUCUGCAUAUUGUAUAUAGUCGUCAGAUAAUACAAUGGUUAACUAUUACAAGACUUAUGGAUGGAUCAUUUGCUGAAGGAAACACAAUCUUUAAUUACUUAGUUAUGCCAAUUGAUCUUUGUUUUAAGGAAACAUUUUUCCAUUUAUCCAGUGUGUACAUACUGGGUCUCUAGAACCUGAAGAAGUUGAAAUAUUAAUUUUGGAUUGGAAUUAUUUGUAUCUCAGUCCAACUGAGACAUCUUACACUAAGUCAUGAACAUGAGUUCACGCAUAUUGAAGAGAAGUGUGUUGGGGUUUUCCACAAGAAAAAACGUGAAGAAAAUAUUUAACUGCAUGUACAAUGGUUACAUUCUAUAUUAAGUAUUAACAGAAAAAAUGCUCGGGCUUUUUCAUCCCGAAGCCUGUGCUCAUCCUAGGCUUCUCGGUGGCCGGGCCCUGCCAAAAGCCGAGCAGACAUGGUUUACAAGAGCUUGUGCUCUGCCCAAACUAACUUAUCCUUUAUUGUUUCCAAAGUUUCAUUUUUGGUUUAGGGUGAUUGCAGAUUAAGCCCGAGGUUUUUGCUUUCUUAGGCACGUCCAAUGAUUGGAGUGUGAAAGUUUUAAGCUUGGGUCUUUUUUAUAGGAUAGUGAUGCCAAAACAUUAAAUGUGAUGUGUGCCAUGCCAUGAGUUUUAGUCAUGGCAGUUGCACGAUUUCAGAGUUUUUAUUUUUAGACUUCUGAUUGAAAUGGAUUGAGUUUCACUGAAAAUAGAAAAAUGAAUAAAUUGGCG
Molecule: messenger RNA, 2954 nt
Organism: Striga asiatica
Lineage: Eukaryota; Viridiplantae; Streptophyta; Magnoliopsida; Lamiales; Orobanchaceae
Source: the annotation of a GenBank genome assembly